AUUCCUGGAGCAGCAACUGCUGCGACACUUCAGGGUACUCUGCACUUUACUGAACUCAUUAUCAGCUUGAGGAACACGCACCUAUAUGACCACGGCAUUGAUGACUGAUCUGCAAACCCAGCUUUCAGGUAAGUCACCAUGAGACUGACGGUCCCAAACCCGGGACUGACCCUGCGGAUCCCCAACUAUGAAGACCUGGAGAGGAUGGAUAAGGAGGAGGCCGGCGACAGGCCCAAGUGGGACAACAAAGCUCAGUACAUCCUGACCUGCGUGGGCUUCUGCAUCGGCAUCGGCAACGUGUGGCGUUUCCCUUACUUGUGUCAGAGUCACGGCGGAGGAGCCUUUUUGAUUCCUUACUUGAUCCUGCUGGUCCUGGAAGGACUGCCUCUCCUGCUGAUGGAGUUUGCCAUUGGCCAGCGUCUGAGAAAAGGCAGCGUGGGGGUGUGGAGAGCCAUCAGUCCAUAUCUGACUGGAGUUGGCAUUGCUUCCAUGAUGGUCUCUUUCCUGAUUGGACUGUACUACAACACCCUAAUGGCCUGGAUUAUGUGGUACCUCUUUAACUCCUUUCAAGACCCUUUGCCAUGGACACAGUGUCCCCUGACUGAAAACAGCACAGAAUACGUACCUGAAUGUCAAAGAAGCUCUACAGUGGAUUACUACUUUUACAGAGAGACACUGAAUAUCUCCUCCUCCAUAUCCAACUCUGGAGGUAUCCAGUGGCAGAUGGUGGUUUGCCUCUUUGCUGCCUGGACGGUGCUGUGCAUCAGCUUCAUACGAGGGAUUAAUACAUCAGGAAAGGCCGUCUACAUCACAGCCAUCCUGCCCUACAUUGUGCUGGCCAUCUUCCUGAUCAGAGGCCUGACUCUUAAAGGCUCUCUCAAUGGAAUAAAGUAUCUCUUCACUCCAGAUGUCAACGAGUUGAUGAAACCAACAACUUGGCUGGAUGCAGGAGCCCAAGUCUUUUACGCGUUCAGCUUGGCAUGGGGGGGGCUAAUCUCCUUCUCAAGCUACAACCCUGUUCACAACAACUGUAUGCAAGACGCUGUGAUCCUGUCAGCUGUAACCGGUCUCACUUCCAUCUAUGCUGCCACGGUGACCUACUCCAUCAUCGGCUUCAGAGCCACUCAGAAUUAUGACAACUGUGUCAAUGAAAACAUCAUGGCUGUAACAAAUGCCUUUGAUCUUCCUGAAAUGAGCAUAAACUCAAGCAACUAUGAUGCAGCUUUGAGUCACCUGAACAGCUCCUACCCUGAGGCUUUUCAUGAAUUAGGGAUCCAGAACUGUGAUCUGCAGAGACUGCUCAGUGAAGGAGUGGAGGGAACCGGUCUGGCGUUCAUUGUUUUCACUGAGGCCAUCACUAAGAUGCCCGGCUCCCCCGCCUGGUCUGUGCUCUUCUUCUUCAUGCUUUUCUGCCUCGGACUCUCAACUCUCUUUGGCAACAUUGAGGGAGUGGUGGCCCCCUUGACAGACCUGAAUGUAUUACCCAAAAAGUGGCCUCAAGAAGUCCUGACAGGAGCAACAUGCUUAGUUUCUUUCAUCAUCAGCCUCCUGUUUGCGCAGCACUCAGGAAUCUACUGGGUUACUCUCUUUGACAACUUUGCUGGAUCUAUUCCACUGCUGACCAUUGGGUUGUUUGAGAUGAUAGCUGUCGUUUACAUCUACGGCAUAGACAGAUUUAAUGAAGACAUUGAGUUCAUGAUCGGGCAUAAGCCGUCACUCUACUGGCAGAUUUCCUGGAGGUUCAUCAGUCCUGUCAUCCUUCUGAUUAUCUUAGUCUUUUACCUGGUCACUCAAACUCAACAAGAGCUUACCUAUUUGGUCUGGGACCCCAGCUCUGCAGAGUUUCCGGGUUUGACUUCCAUCCCGUACCCUUCAUGGAUCAGCUCCAUCAUAUUUCUCUUGGCCGGAGUCCCGAGUCUCAUAGUGCCCUUGUAUGCAUUAUGUAGGCUGGUUUUUGUUUAUCUUAAGAAGAAGAGAAAAUCCAGCGAGAAGACUGUCCAAAUGUCAUGAGCUACUCAGAAACAACAAAUAACACCUUUGUUCUUACUGUGGUUUAACAAAAAUAACCUUUAUUGAUAUGUCCAGUAUGAUUGCUUAUUUUUAAAGAAGUUCCUCAACGAGGAUUGAUUUGCAUCAAUAAGCUGUACUUAUCUGUGCUAAUGUUUGGUGUUGUUUAAAGUCUUCUGUAACAAAAAACUGACUUUGCAACGGAAAAAUGUGGUUUUUAAUCAAUAUUUUAUAUCAAGAUGUGUUUAUGAACGAAAUAUGAACGUUUUUAGAUUAGUCAUGAGAUUUAAUUUCUAAUGUAAAAACACAAUCUAAAUAAAUGUGCUUUUGCUGUA
Molecule: messenger RNA, 2342 nt
Organism: Oryzias melastigma (Indian medaka)
Lineage: Eukaryota; Metazoa; Chordata; Actinopteri; Beloniformes; Adrianichthyidae
Product: sodium-dependent neutral amino acid transporter B(0)AT1
Exons: 13
Coding region: 139-2010 (623 amino acids)
Biological process (GO): sodium ion transmembrane transport
Cellular component (GO): plasma membrane
Source: RefSeq, a predicted model, not a curated record